This is a messenger RNA of Phlebotomus papatasi, 1871 nucleotides long. RefSeq names its product maltase A1-like. Gene Ontology annotation, biological process: carbohydrate metabolic process. Lineage: Eukaryota; Metazoa; Arthropoda; Insecta; Diptera; Psychodidae. The transcript has 2 exons. The coding region runs from base 88 to 1815 and encodes 575 amino acids. The record is from RefSeq and is a predicted model, not a curated record.
GGGUAACUCAAGAGAAUUUUCCAUAUAAAUAGCCCUGAUGGGACUAGAAAUCGUCACACUUUUAAGUGAUCUUACGAGUGUGACAAAAUGAGGAUCUUUUCAGUGACCGUUCUGUGUUUGUGCUAUAGUGGAAUUCUUGGAGAUCUUGAUUGGUGGAAAACUGCCAAUAUCUAUCAAAUUUAUCCGAGGUCCUUUAAGGAUUCAAACGGUGAUGGAAUAGGUGAUCUCAAUGGGAUUACCGAAAGGCUGCCUUAUUUAAAAGACUUAGGGAUUCAUGCUGUAUGGCUGUCUCCAAUUUUUAAAUCCCCAAUGGCUGAUUUUGGCUACGACAUCUCUGACUUCUACGAUAUCCAACCGGAAUAUGGAACUAUCCAAGACUUUGAACAUCUUCUAAAAGUAGCUCAUGAUCUUAAUGUAAGAGUUCUUCUUGAUUUUGUGCCUAAUCAUUCAAGUGAUCAAAAUGAAUGGUUUAUAAAGUCGGCAAAUCGAGAUCCAGACUUUGUGGACUACUAUGUGUGGCGUGAUGGAAAGGAGGAUUCUUCUAAUCCUACCAAAAGGCUUCCACCCACUAAUUGGAUUAGUUUAUUCCGUGGAAGUGCUUGGAAAUGGCAUGAAGGAAGAGGACAAUUUUACCUUCAUCAGUUUGCUUAUCAACAGCCCGAUUUGAACUACAGAAAUCCGAAAGUUGUAGCUCAAAUGAAGGAUGUCUUAAGAUUCUGGCUCAACAAAGGUGUUGAUGGGUUCCGCAUAGAUGCUGUUUGGACAGUCUUUGAAAUAGCUCCAGAUAGUGAUGGAAAUUUUCCAGACGAACCUUUAAGUGAAAAUUCUAAUGAUCCAGAUGAUCCAGGGUACUUGAAACACAUUUAUACGCAAAAUCAGCCAGAAACAGUGGAUAUGGUUUAUCAGUGGCGUGAACUACUUGAAGAAUUUACUAGCAAGGAUCAGAAUACUAGACUUAUGCUAACUGAGGCAUAUGCAGAUGUUGACAUUGUUAUGACCUAUUACGGGGAUGGUGUACGAAAAGGAUCACACGUUCCUUUCAAUUUCAAUAUGAUUACUGAUCUUCACAAUGCCUCAAAUGCUGUUGAUUUUCAUCGACUUAUUCGUGUAUGGUUGGACAAACUUCCUAAAGAUUGUGUUGCAAAUUGGGUCAUUGGGAACCACGACCAAAAACGUGUAGGAUCGAGAUUUGGUACCCACAGAAUUGAUGUCAUUAACAUGAUGCUCAAUACCCUUCCUGGGAUUAGUAUUACGUACAAUGGCGAAGAAAUUGGGAUGACAGACGUUUUUAUGACUUGGGAGGAGACAGUCGAUCCUGCUGCAUGCAAUUCGAACCCUCAGAUCUAUGAAGGGCUGUCUAGGGAUCCGGCACGAACUCCCUUCCAAUGGGAUGAUUCUACCAGUGCGGGAUUUUCAACAAAUCCGAAAACUUGGCUUCCGGUUUCUCCUCUGUACAAAGAAGUCAAUGUUAAAGUUGAACGUUCAUCUCCGAAAAGUCACUACAAAAUCUACCGAAAGCUUCUUCAAUUGAGGCGAACACCCACUCUUCAGAAGGGAAACGUUGAAACCCGAACUCAUGGGGAGAAUGUACUGUCUAUCACUCGAAGUCUUCCUGGUGAGGAUACCUAUAUCACAGUGGUGAACAUUGGACCUGAUCAUGAAGUGGUUGACCUGCGUGAGCUAUUUCCUGGACGAUUAACUUUCCAUAUCAUUUCCUUGACAUCGAAAAGACGAGAAGGAGUUGCUGUUAGGGGACCAAUCUUGGACUUAGAUCCACAUGAAGGAGUCAUCUUGAAAGGAUCCGCAUUUCAUUGAUGAUUCUUAGUUCAAUGUAAUUAAAUAAAAAUACUUUUGACGAACUAAAUCAAAAA